AUGGCGGAUGAUAAAGACCACGAGGCGCUCCACGCGAUGGACGACGAGGAGGCGAGGCGCAAGAAGCGGAGGAAGUGGACCAUCGGCAUCAUCGCCUUCGUCAUCUUCCAGGUCGUCCAGGGCCUCUUCUUCGUCCUGGUGAUCAUGAAGUUCAGGUCCCCCAAGUUCAGAAUCGCCCCGCCCGACAUGAUCCAGACCCUCACCGUCGGCACCCCGGCCUCGCCCUCGUUCGACAUGAGCUUCAUGGCCCCGAUCCAGAUCAAGAACACCAACUGGGGACCCUUCAAGUACGACGCCACCACCAUCUACUUCACCUCCCACGGCGUCCCGGUGGGGCAAGUCUACAUCCCCAAGAGCAAGGCCAACUUCAAGUCCACCAAGAAGAUCGACGUGGGCGUAUACUUGAAGCUGGACUCCUCGAACUCGACCAGCAACCCGGGCCUCGGGAUCGACCUGAGCUCGGGGGUCAUCUCGCUGAACAGCGGAGGCGAGAUCACCGGGAAGGUGACGGUCAUGUUCAUGUUCAAGAAGAAGAAGACGUCGGUGAUGGAUUGCAGCAUGACGAUCCUCGUGCCGGCGAGGCAGGUCCUGGCCUGGGCAUGCAACUGA
Messenger RNA from Syzygium oleosum, 609 nucleotides. RefSeq lists its product as uncharacterized. The coding region runs from base 1 to 609 and encodes 202 amino acids. Lineage: Eukaryota; Viridiplantae; Streptophyta; Magnoliopsida; Myrtales; Myrtaceae. The record is from RefSeq and is a predicted model, not a curated record. The transcript has a single exon.